AAGUAAAAUUAUAAAAAUGUUAACAAAAUUCUUUAUGAAUUGCCAGGAGUAUAUAGAAAAUUAUAAUAUACAUUUGAUCAACACAUUAUUCUUAAGCUUUUCGGUGGUAAUAAUUGCACUCGGUAGCCUGAUGAUUAUGGUAGAAAGUGUUUUACCUACGUUUAUUAGAAAAACUUUCCGUUAUGGUAAACAUAAAUGUAAUGGCGAUGAACAUUCGCUGGCUAAUAAGCUCGAGGUACCGAAAUCAUGGUUUGCACAUUUUUAUAUGUUUGCCUUCGGAUGGUCGAUCUGUGCUUUCUACUUAGUAUUAAAAGGUAUGAUAAUGCAUAGUACUGCGCCUGAUCUAGUGGUAAUCUUUUUAGAUUUUAUCGGCGGCGGCAAAAAUGACCGCAAAGUAUUAAUAAAAUCUAAUGAGGCUUUAAUAGCUACGCUGCUAAUGACCUUGCAAUGUGUACGACGUUUUUAUGAAACGAAUUUUGUGCAAAUCUUUUCCCGUAAAAAUAAAAUGAAUUUAUUCCAAUAUAUUGUUGGAUAUUUGCAUUAUUUCGGUUCCAUUUUAGCAUUGUUAAUAAAUACCGAGGGCUUCGUGAAAGAUUCUACACCUUCAACAUUCAGUUUCACCAAAAUUACACUUGUCCAGUAUAUAUGUUUGGCUCUGUUUCACUUUAGCUGGUCUCAACAAUGGAAAACAAAUAUGAUAUUCGUCAAUUUACGGAAAGACUCUAAAACUGGUAAAAUUCACUCGGAGCAACAUCUACUCCCUCGUGGUGGUCUUUUUGAAAUGGUUUCUUCUCCGCAUAUGUUUUUUGAAAUUCAAAUGUACGUCGCUAUUAUGGGUAUAUUGCCACAAAGUCUCACGUGGAAAUUAAUUGUUAUAUGGGUUACUGGAAACCAGAUCGUGAACGCUUUGCUAACUCAUAAGUGGUAUAAAGAAAAUUUUAAGAACUAUCCGAAGAAUCGCAAAGCUAUAAUACCGUUUUUAUUAUAGAUUUUGCUCUCCUAUUUUUUU
This is a messenger RNA of Glossina fuscipes, 1009 nucleotides long. Its product is annotated as polyprenol reductase. Gene Ontology annotation, cellular component: endoplasmic reticulum. Lineage: Eukaryota; Metazoa; Arthropoda; Insecta; Diptera; Glossinidae. The record is from RefSeq and is a predicted model, not a curated record. The transcript is spliced from 3 exons. The coding region runs from base 17 to 988 and encodes 323 amino acids. Gene Ontology annotation, biological process: polyprenol catabolic process; dolichol-linked oligosaccharide biosynthetic process. Gene Ontology annotation, molecular function: 3-oxo-5-alpha-steroid 4-dehydrogenase activity.